AUGAUUGUUUCGGCAGCUAGAAUAUGUCAGAGUUUCACCUUGACAAUUUCUCGCCUUUCAGCUCUUUCUCCUAAAACUGGUCAGUUUGUCAUAGCGGCAUCGAGCUGUUGGCGAUUGCACAAAACUGCUUAUUUUGCUCGAUUUUACCAUGAAGUGCAUCUAACUGAAGACGAAAUGGAGGAGAGCUUUAUCAAGGGUUGGGGAAAAGGAGGGCAGAAAGUGAAUAAGAGCAGUAACUGUGUUCAUCUGAAACAUAAACCUACUGGUAUCAUUAUUAAGGUACGACUACAUACUUUUUAGUAAAAAAUUUAUUUAUAAUCUGUACAUAAUUCUAUGAUAUGCUAUAAUUAUGCUCUUUAUAUGUUGUCCUAUUUUAUCUUAAUUAAAUUCAUUUAUUAAUUUAUUUGUUUUUAUUACUGUUUUUCUCCUAAAUUUAUGAUAUUUUUCCUCACUAUCUUUCGAGUGUUGUUUGAGUGUUGCAACCCUAUAAAAUGUAAUUUACUUAUUGUAACUACUCAGCUUGUUUAGUUUUUUUUUAGUAUUCUGAGUAAUUUUUUUGCCUGAUCUAUGUUAAUCUAUGCUGUUCUUGUAAAUGUUGUAAGUUGGCAAAAUAAAUUUAUCAACAAGCAGGGUGGCACAAAUACUCUGUGAAUUGACACUACCGCCUGAUGAAGAUCUGCAGUACGUGGUCAAAACAUCACGAUCAAUGUCUAUUUGACAAUCAUAAGACAAACAAUAAACGAAACCCUUUAUACACAUUAUCUACAAUGAACAAUAUCUUUCAUAACAAAAUCACUGUUCUCAUAUGUGAACAAAGGCCCUAUCUGAUAUGGUUUUUGUGCUGGCGCAAUAGCUAUCUGCCUUAGUGUGAACAUGGCCUAAAUUUGGGGACCUCGGUGGCACUUGCUGGUAGCCCCAUCCUCAGUGAACCAUUGUUUGAUCUUUUUCUUUUCUCUUUUUAAUAGUGCCAUGAAAGUAGAUCCCUUGCAAGAAAUAGAGUGAUUGCCAGAGAAAUCUUGAGACAGAAACUCGAUUUUCUUUACAAUGGCAAGGAAAGUGAACUUGCUCAAGCUGUUGCUAAGAAAAAGAAAAAGAAAGCAAAUUAUGCAAGAAAAAGGAGACUACGUGAGGAAGCUAUUGCUACUGGCUUGCAAAAUGUGAAAGAUGGACCAGCAGAUUCAUGUGAUGUUUAA
This is a messenger RNA of Porites evermanni, 1193 nucleotides long. The record is from the annotation of a GenBank genome assembly. Lineage: Eukaryota; Metazoa; Cnidaria; Anthozoa; Scleractinia; Poritidae.